This is a messenger RNA of Dentiscutata heterogama, 1084 nucleotides long. The record is from the annotation of a GenBank genome assembly. Lineage: Eukaryota; Fungi; Glomeromycota; Glomeromycetes; Diversisporales; Gigasporaceae.
AUGAAGCUUACUUCGCUUUCCCUUUGGGGGCUUUUCCUAUUACUUUCUGUUGAUUUAAUUUAUGGAGGAACUGAUUAUUAUCAAAUUCUGGGCGUUCAUCGCUCUGCAACACAACGAGAAAUUAAAAAACAAUAUAAACAAUUGUCAAAAAAAUAUCACCCUGAUAAGAAUCCUGGUGAUAAAGAAGCUGAACAAAAGUUCGUUCAAUUAGCUGAAGCUUACGAAGUUUUAUCUGACGAAACAAAACGUUCAAUCUAUGAUAAGUACGGUGAGGAAGGAUUAAAGCAACACGGCUCCGGUGGCAAUAAUUUUCAUAAUCCCUUUGAUAUCUUUGCUAAAUUCUUUGGUGGAUCGGGUCACUUUGGUGAUUCUAAUUCGCAGGAACGUCAAGGUCCAAAUAUAAUUAUGGAUAUAGAAGUUGACUUAAAAGAGUUAUAUUUAGGAACUCAAUUUGAUGUUGAUAUUUCAAAACAAGUAAUUUGCUCUCAUUGUAGAGGAAGUGGUGCUAAAAGUGAUGAUGAUGUCAUAUCAUGCGAUGCUUGUGGUGGACGAGGUGUUAAAGUAGUUAAACAAAUGCUCGGUCCAGGAAUAUUUCAACAAUUUCAUUCCACGUGUGAUUCAUGUGGAGGAAAAGGUAAAAUUGUAAAGUCUAAAUGCCCCAUUUGUGGUGGAAAGAAGGUUCUACGCGCGAAUGAACAGUUAACUGUCAUUAUAGAUCGAGGAAUGAAAGAUGGAAACACUGUGGUUUUCGAGAAAGAAAGUGAUGAGGCUCCAGAUACGAUACCUGGUGAUAUCAUAUUUAAAAUAAAAACUCUUCCAAAUUCAAUAUUUACAAGAAAUGGUGAUAAUUUAUAUAAAAAAGAAACCAUUUCAUUAAUUGACGCACUUACCGGUUUUGAAAGAAAUUUGACACAUCUUGAUGGUAGAAUCGUCACAAUAAAACGUGAUACAGUGACACAGCCAAAUCUUGUUCAAAUUAUUAAGAAUGAGGGUAUGCCAAAGCAUCGAACACAAGCUAAAGGUGACUUAUAUGUAGAAUACACUGUAGUGUUUCCUUCAGUCAUUGAUGAUGUAACAAAAGAAG